Messenger RNA from Dendroctonus ponderosae (mountain pine beetle), 6092 nucleotides. RefSeq names its product protein daughterless (gene da). NCBI's taxonomy places the organism in Eukaryota, Metazoa, Arthropoda, Insecta, Coleoptera, Curculionidae. The record is from RefSeq and is a predicted model, not a curated record. Bases 696 to 2222 code for a protein of 508 amino acids. Gene Ontology annotation, molecular function: protein dimerization activity; RNA polymerase II cis-regulatory region sequence-specific DNA binding; DNA-binding transcription factor activity, RNA polymerase II-specific. The transcript has 12 exons. Gene Ontology annotation, cellular component: transcription regulator complex. Gene Ontology annotation, biological process: regulation of transcription by RNA polymerase II.
UAUUACAUAUUCAUAGAGCAUAACGUAACUGAGCGCGGACUCCCCGUAAUUCAGUCUUGUUACGUGCGUCGCUUUUACAACCACGAUCUACUAGUAUCGGGUUCGUGGAGGGUACCAAAGGGAAGUGUCCUUAAGGCCCCUUUAUUCAAACGCAAACAAUAGAAAAUCGUUUCGCGUAACAUAGUGGCUGGUUUCUGGUGAUCACUUUUAACAAGUUUUUCCUCAAAUAGUCAUGGUGCUUCGUACGAAAAAUCCUAUGGGUAUUGCAAAAAAUCGACACUUUAUCUUUGUUUGUCUUCUUAAUUCAUUCUAGUGUAAUUAUAAUGCAUAAUUUUCAAAACCGAAAAGUUGCUCAAUUUUUUUCAACUCACAUUGUAUAUAUAAUUUCAAAGCUGGUCUUAGACUAUACAGUUAUUACAGUAAUUUAUGUUUUCCUCAUUGAUAAAGCUUUGGACGCGCUUUUGCCAAAACUAACGAACAUCUGGUUCUACUCAUAACCAGUUGUCGCUUAGUUGUUUUCGUUAAAUGUGCAUUGUUCACUUCCUUUUUCUCAAACAUCGUGUAAAGUGUCGAUUUUUUCACUUUUGUUUUUAAUAGCGCACUUUGACUAGAAUGAAAAAUGGGAAUCGUACUGCCGCCUUAUGUUAAAUGGUAUGUUCGUUUAAUCGUUAUGUGGUGACAUUUACUUAAGCAAAAUGGACUUUCAAAGCCAUCAGUCGUUUAUCAACGGGCAAUUGUCCUGGAAAUUUAAUCACUUUAUUAAUGCAGAUAGCGGGUAUGGCUCAGAUGAAUUUACAGACUCGCCCAGGUACACAUCGCCAGGAACCACUUCCGGGUACUACCUGGCGGAUGGGUCGACAAAUGCGGUCGGAGGGGGCGAAUGGCCGCCCGCCUACACGAGUUCAUAUCAAAACUAUGAAACCUACGGGUUAAUUCCCGAGCCAGACACGGGGGCCCAACAGGGGUUGCCGCCCAUGUCGUCGCUCAGGCCCAACGGGGCUCCAGCAACCACAAUUGCCGGCCCUGGAAAUGCCUUUGCGAGUCCUAACGGGCACCCUGAUGCAGUUGUAGGCAAAGCAUUAGGAUCGAUAUAUCCAGCGGCGGAACAAGCGAGUGCUAGCAGUUAUAGUUCAGCCCCCUCCACCCCUGUCAGUUCUCCACCGCCACUGGCACCCACAGGCUGGCUGACCAAUCAUAACACCCCACACUCCCCCCAUUAUACGCAGGCUGUUACGUCAAAUGCCCCACAAAAUUUACAUAUGCCGUCGGCCCCCGAAGCACAGCGCUUAGACGACGCUAUUGGGUUCCUUCGAGAUCAUGUCGAAGCUACGCAGGCUUUUUUCCAGGGUGCUCGAAUGGAAGAAAGACUGGACGAUGCCAUAAACGUACUGCGCAAUCAUGCAGAAUCACAGAUAGGUUUAGGAUCGCUGCCAAAUAGUUUAACCCCUCAUCAAAUUACUCAACUCGGGUAUUCAGCGCCGCCAUCUGGCGAUCCUCACCUACCCGAUGCUGUUAAAGUAGAACGACCAACAUACAAUACAAAAAAACGUAAAGAACCACCAGAUAAUGACACAAAACCGUCCAGUUCGGUAGAUGUGUCCAGCAUAGCCCCCAAUUCAACCAGUGGAAUCGGCAAAUCUGCAAAGAGAUCGAGGAGAUGGUACGUAGAGACUGAUAUCGCUGUUAACACCGAUGAAGACGAGAGCGAGGACUCGGGCAACAAGGCCGUACGCGAAAAAGAGCGUAGACAGGCCAAUAACGUUCGUGAACGUUGUUCCAGUGCUGAUGAGACUGAGGACGGCGAGUUAGACCCCGACAUUAAGGCACAGAGGGAAAAAGAGCGACGGCAAGCCAAUAAUGCAAGGGAAAGAAUACGUAUCCGAGACAUCAAUGAAGCGCUUAAAGAGCUUGGUCGGAUGUGUAUGGCACACCUCAAAACGGAUAAGCCACAAACCAAGUUGGGUAUCCUGAAUAUGGCUGUGGAAGUCAUUAUGACGUUAGAACAGCAAGUUCGUGAGCGAAAUUUAAAUCCAAAGGCAGCUUGUUUGAAGCGACGAGAAGAAGAGAAAGCCGAAGACGGUCCUAAAUUGGGGCCAGGACCUCACCAUAUGUUGUCGGGACCUCAUUAUCCCACAUUACCGGACAACCUGUCAGAUGACAUAGAUGUGAAUUUCCAAUUUGGAGUACCUAGUAACCACAACGGACCCGGACAGCCCCAAUAGCAUUGCUAGUAGGGCCACUUUGCGCCGCGGUCUCUUUUUGCUACCUGAUUGCCCGUUAAGGAAAAACGAAGAAACAAGAUUGACGUUUUUAAAAACCCUUCCUUCUGACAUCAUUAUUAAUUGCCAUUUAUUAUUUAAUUAAUAUAUGUUUUUAUAAUUAAUUAUUAAAUCAAUAAUGAUGAUGAUGAUCGGAACAGGUGAGUAUUAAAACUCAUUUUCCCAGACGAUUCAGAAGCUACCUAUGGGUUUUUUUUUAAUUGGAUGGGGUUUAUCGGAAUUUAAACAAAUUCUCUGUAUUUUGCAAUGCCGAGCAGCUUUUGUGUUUUGCUAUCUACUUUAUAUGCUUUGCAGGGAAAUGUCUUUUCUGUCCAUUCACAUGUGAGUAAUUUACCACGAUUAUUCUGUUUGUGUCGAAGAAAAGACAUUUCGCUCGAUUGGUCCAAUCAUGCUUAUAUUUGGUUCGAGAAGUUCGAAUGUGCCAAACUUUUAAAAUACUCUCUAUUAGUUUUAUUGACUUAUCUUAAUAAUUAUUGUCAUAGACAGCUACUUAAUUUUUUUACGCACUGUAUUACGGUUUGAUCUCUUUAAUUUUGCCAUUUGUAGACAAUUUUUAUAUUCCAGACAUGACAAUUUACCUGUUAGUUUUUAAGUUAAGCCCUGCUGAAAAUAAGUUACUUAACUCUGUUAGUUUUUAAGGCUCGCACAAAAUAAGGGGCUUUAUCGAUCAAACGUGUAUAUUACUUACAUUGGAAGUUGAUCGCUUAGAAUGGAAAAUAAGUUCACGCAAAGUUGUUGCUAGUUUUCCGUCAAUUGAUCCAAAUAAUAGAGGGUUAUUGGUCAAUAAGGGCAGGCAGUAAUAAAAACAUUUUGACAUAUACGCCUACGCAAUUUAAUGUAAAAAGUAAGAGAUCACUUCAUGACAACAGUGCAUGGCGAUAAUUGUGCCGUGAUGCUAUUAUCUAAUUUAUACCUUAAACCACAAGUUAAGAUUUUUAACGUCCGCUUGCAGGUUUUAGCACAUUUCUAAUACUUUGAAUCAGACGAUUGUCUUUCAAAAUGAACAAAAAUAAAAAUUCCAAGUUAAGGUUUACUAUUCUUUCUUCUCCGAGUUCUCUUCACUUGCGCUCAUCUUGACAGAGUCCAGAAUUUCCUUUAUUGAAACAAUAAAGUGCUAGUGGAAAGCAAUGACAAACUACCGCCAUAAAGCCAAUGCACUGAUAACAUAAGAAGUAACCUUUUUAAUGCAUGGCAGUAUUUAUAAAUUCCAAUAACUCUCUAUUAUUUUAUAUCAAAGUGGUUUUAUCUUAUAUUAAAAUAAAUCAAACUUUGAUAUUGCAUAUUGCCAGGAUUAGACUUGUGAAAUUACUAAAAAGCGUUUAAAUAGUUGAAACAAAAGUAUACCGAUCUAUCUAUUUACGAUUACUAUUAUUUCUGAUAUUUCGGAAUUUCGAGCAUUAAAAUUGUCUUAUGCAGCUAACGGUUGGAAUUAUAGUAUGAUUUUGAGGGUAGAGCAUGGAUAUCGUAAUUGAGUAUCUAAAUCUACCAAAUUGCACACAACUUUUGUAGGUGCUUAGAAGUAGAUCCUAACAAAACAGCCAUUUAUCGAUUUUUUUCUUAAUGUUCCUUUGAAUCCAAGACAAAUGUUAGAUUUUUACUGUGCCAUUUUACAGCCCCGACUUAAGACGACUUUAUUAAGAACAUGUUUUGGGUGUGUCGCGAUUUUUGUGCUUGCUGAAUUAUUCACGCAGAUAAAAUGUGCAUCAUUGGAGAUGGCAAAUUUGUAUUUAACAUAACUUGCAUAAUAUUGUUUCUGGGAGGUAGCCCAGAUUAUGUGAUAAAACGGUUUUUGUUAUUAUGAUCAGAUAAACACUGUAUAUAUCAGGAAUGUUGUAUCGGUGUAGCUCAGCAGGUACAGAAGUCGCAAUCACCAAUAAAAUUAUUUAUAAAAUAAAUAAUUGCGACGAAUAAGUCUUUGCGUGAUAAAACCGACAAAUUUACUUAAGAAACGCGUUCUCGAACCAGAUAUAGGUUGCGCCAGCGCCAGUAUAGUAUUUUUUUUGUUAAAUAUAAAUUGUUGUAAAUAUAGUUUCUGAAGGUUCGCAAUAUAGUUUUAUAUUAAUGAAAACCGACCGUCUUCUCCAACUUUUCUUUUUCUGAAAUUCUAACUUUCUCUGCUCACAAAAUUGGUCAUCCUCUAAGGCUAUGCCUAUAGUUACUAAUACUGAACUAAUCGCGUAAAUCUAGUCAUAGCCUCAAUCAAUCAACAAUGUAAGUUUUUAUUGUAUUGGGAUGACCAAAAUUGCACUUAAGCGAGAAAAUUUUAUAUCUGACGAAUGCGUACUUAAUUGCUCUAAUUAAGAGUAAUAAAUCAGACGUAUUUAAUUAUUGCAGUUAACGAGUGGACUAGUUAUUGUAGUCGACUUUCGGAUUCAUUUUUAUGUGUUUACCGCAAACAGACUCACCAGUCUCACCGCAAACAGACUUAAAAUUUGUUAAAAUCAGUGAUUGUAAUUUUUUGUUUGAUUUGAAAUGCUUUUAUAGAUUUCACUAGAAACGCUGCUGCGGCCAUAAUAAGUCAUGUUUAAAGAUAGAUGAAAAGUGAAAUAAUAUUUUUACGAAUAGUUCCGAAAGUGCUGCUUAAAGUACUCAUAUACAGGUUCCUAAAUAAUGUCUGAAAUUAACUUGUGGAAGAUCACAAAAAAAUACUGUAUUGGCAAGAAUUUCCCCGGUGAGCAUUACAAAUCAAACUUACCCUGCUAAUCAAUUUACAGGAUUAGGUUUACAACUGGUUUUAAUAUUAUUAUUAGCAGAUAAGUCUUAAUUUUUUCUAUUAGGUUUAUUUUUAAGUGAAUCGUCUUACAUCAUUUGUAUUUUUAUCGAUUUGUUUAUUUUAGUUUUUAGCUAUUUUAUAUUUAUAUAUUCUUAUUAUAUUUGAUUUGCUGAUGGUUGAUAGUUCUGAAUGCUAAGAUGCGUGCCCUAUGCUUAAACAGGGCAUUAAAAAUACUUAAUUCACGAAGUAUCUUAUGUGUAAAUCGUAAACAUCAUUCGUUUCAUUUUAUUUUGGCAUACGCUCGCUUAUAUCAUUUUGUGAAACUUUGAUAGUUUCUCAUUCCAUUUUCUAUAUAUUUAUUUCUUUAAUUGGCAGCAAGAUGAAUGGCGAAUUGACACAACAUGUAAAAUAUCAAAAUAUUUAGGAAAGCAGCCAAAUGCAAGAUUUGUUGAAACGAGAGAGUGGGGCAAGUCUUCGCGAUUUGGAAAAACGUCUUCCAAAAAUUUGAACAGUAAAUGGUAAAUGCUUAAAAAAUAUUGUUUUUGUUGCUCCAUGAAUUUAAUUUGUUCUUUUCUAAAUUGAUUCACACAAUAUAUUUGCCAUUCACUGUGCAAUGCAUUGAUUAAACUAACUUAGUGCAAAAUGAACAUUAAUAGUUGAUUGAUUGUCCUGUUCCUGGUUUCUGUACUUUUCUCCGUUUAAGCAGCACCAAAUGGAACAAUUUUCCCUAGAGACUCACGAAUCUCUGCACUGUGUGUCUUAAAUGACAAAUUGUCGCCCUAAAAGGGUUUCAAGAGAGCCCAUGGGCCAUUUUAUAUUCCCAAGUAUAUUUUUGUAGUCGAAACAAUGUACGCCAUUUAAGACACUCACGUCGCGACCGAGGACGGCGACUAGAACAAAUUUGUAAAGCUUACCUUGACUUGUAUAAACGUUUUACUGCGAAUGUGUUUUAAGUAUAUAAAAAGUAUAUAUGAUUAAAAUAUUGUGUGAUGAAAGGACAACUUAGAUUAUACAGUUGAAAACUUAGAUUGUAAAAUGAUUAUCAAACUCUAUGUAAUAUACAUAAGUACAUAAUAUAAUAUGUGCCAUUUUUCUUAUGA